Messenger RNA from Podarcis lilfordi (Lilford's wall lizard), 16629 nucleotides. The record is from the annotation of a GenBank genome assembly. NCBI's taxonomy places the organism in Eukaryota, Metazoa, Chordata, Lepidosauria, Squamata, Lacertidae.
AUGAUGUCUGCCGACAAUAUAAACCUAUGGCCAGGUUUACUGUGUCCUGACGUUGAGAUCUACGGGAAAAUGUGGGAAUUGACCCUGUGUAAGUUGAUUCAGAGACAUAUUCCAGCCUAAGGUUGUAUCGCAAAAGGCAUAACAUUCUGACCUGAUUCUCCAGUACUGUGUUAAAGUUAAAUGGGGUUAUUCUUUUUAAAAGUGGCCAUAUAUUUAGUGUUUCUGUAGAUGACAUCUGAGUGCUUGUUCAUUUGACAGGAUUCAGCCUUGGUUUGUCGCAUCAUAACAAUUGGACUGAACACUUGGUUGGUACUCAUAAAUCCCAGCUUUGCUGUCCUUUGAGUAUACAUUUCCUAGUUCAGCAAAGUAUUUCAGGGCAUUCCCACUGCUCUGAAGAAACUUCCAAAUUAAAAUCUGGAGGAUUGUGUGGUGUAAAGCAUUGUGGUUUUCUUAGCUGGAAUGGAAUGCUUUGACUAAUACAUAUCAAUAGGAAUCUAUUCCAGUGUGUUAAUAGCAACUAAAAGUUGUGAACAAACAAGGCUAGCAAUGGCCUAGGUCUGCAGUCUCAUGUGAGAAAAGUUUAAUUGCUGCUGGUUAGAUAGAGUGUAUCAUGUUUAAAACAACAAAAGACACUCAUCUGUGGGUAUCUGUUUGGUUUUUAUUGAAGUGUUUUCUCUUAAUUUGGAACAAUAACUAUUUUCCCACCACCUCUUAAUUUUUAAAGCAAUGGUGUCUCAGCUGUUGAUGGUCACAAACUUUGGCUCUGGUUUCACAUAAUCUUUCAGAAACUUUCUAAUUCCCAGCUCAUAUUAUUACUAUUCUAAGUUUCAAUAAAUGUACUGUCUCCACAAUUUGUCUGUUGUUCUAUAUUUCAACAGUUGCAAACUGCCUUGGACGCAUCCCAAUAUUUAUAUACAGCAGAGAAAAUCUGUACAGAAGCAUUGGGGAAAGAACCUUGUAUCAUAUGCACCAGUUUUCUGCUUACAGUAGUCUGGGGAGUGGGGCAGACAGAGGGAAGUGGCCAUGCUGGGCAAAUUAUACCCCCCCCCCCCGGUAGCAGUAGCACAAUACCACUUUUCACAAAGUAGUAAGCCACCUUGUAAGAUCAUUGGAACUCAUCUUCAAGCUGCAUAUUAGAUAAAAUAGUGUGGAAGAUAAAAAAGAUGUUGCUGGGCAUGGGGAAAAGCCAGAGUCUGCCAUUUGCAAUAGUUUUUUAAUAUCUCAAAAGAAAUACAGUCGUACCUUGGUUCUCGAAUGUCUUGGUACUUAUAUGUUUUGGCUCCCAAACACAGCAAACCUAGAAGUAAGUGUUCCGGUUUUCAAACGUUUUUUGGAAGCCGAACGUCCGAUGCGGCUUCCGAUUGAGUGCAGGAAGCUCCUGCAGCCAAUCAGAAGCUGCGCCUUGGUUUUCAAAUGUUUUCAGAUGUUGAAUGGACUUCCAGAAUGGAUUACGUUCGAGAACCAAGGUAUGACUAGAUUUUUUUCAGGUGAUCAAUUGUCAACUGCUAUUGAUUAACACAAUCUAUUAUGUUUGUGGGGCUUGCUGAAGGUUCCUGUGUGAGCCUCAUUUAAAUGAGUGACAGUUGCACUGGAGUGAUGCCUACCUGAUUAAUGCUCACUACAUCUUUGAACUGAGUGUUCUAACGGAAUAUUCUUGCCUCGGGCAGCUUGGUGGCACAGGUAUGCACUAGUAUUUCCUUGGCACUUGGGGAGUUUGAAACUAAAUGUUCAAUAGCCCAUCAUUUGUAUAUUAUACAUCCCUUAUACUCAAUGCAUUCACUCCUUUAUUGAUUCACAAAUAUGUAAUGAGCAUUUCAGAAAUAAGCUAUGCAAAUCGAAACAAAAGUACUAAGUAGUUUUUUCUUGGUCACCUCGGUUAUAUAUUAGGAGGAAGUAACUUAAAGUAAAUAGUUGGUACUUGUUUCCAACUGAGUUAUUGCCAGGACUUGCAUAUACAGUGGUACCUCAGAUUAAGUACUUAAUUCAUUCCGGAGGUCUGUACUUAACCUGAAACUGUUCUUAACCUGAAGCACCACUUUAGCUAAUGGGGCCUCCUGCUGCUGCCGUGCCGCUGGAGCACAAUUUCUGUUCUCAUCCUGAAGCAAAGUUCGUAACCUGAAGCGUAUGUAACCCGAGGUACCACUGUAUUUAGAUCAGUGAAGAGGAACUUGUGGCUCUCCAGAUGUUGUUAGAUUCCAAAUCCAAUCCACUCUAGCCAUCAUGGUCAGUGGUUAGGGAUGAUGGGACUGAUAGUUCAACAGCAUAUGGCGGGGGGGGGGGCAAAAUUCCUACUCCUGAAUUAAACCUAAAAGAAAAUAAAUUAAACUCCAUUCUUAGGCAAUCGAAAUUCUACACAAAAGAAUUUUUUUAGCAACCUUCUGUUAUUACUCACUGCAAAAUUCUGGUUCUGCUGGGCUGGGCAAUGAACUCUGCAGGGCACUGACGCUCCACCCCGCAACCACUGGCUUACGGUAUAUGUUUUCAGCAGGUAUGGCCCAUGCAUUUUCAAGCACAACAUACUUCUGCAGCCAUAAGGGCUAGAACCUAUAUUUUAUUAAUGAAAGCUUAGAUUUCCAAGAACCUUAAUUGUGCUUACUUUUCUCCCUCUGACCCCUGUAGAAUUGCAACAUGUAGCUCUAGUUCCUCAUCCUGUUUGUGUGUGUGUGUGUGCGCGCGCGCGCGUUGUUCUAAAAUAUGUAAGGAAGUUUGCUUUAGAACAUGCUUAAAUGUAAAUAAUGAUACAGGUACAGUGAUACCUCAGGUUACAGACUCCGCUACCCCAGAAAUAGUACCUCAGGUUAAGAACUUUGCUUCAGGAUGAGAACAGAAAUCGUGCUCCGGCGGCAGCAGGAGACCCCAUUAGCUAAAGUGGUGUUUCAGGUUAAGAACAGUUUCAGGUUAAGAAUGGACCCCUGGAACAAAUUAAGUUCUUAACCCAAGGUACCACUGUAUACUGAAAGUUGCAUGAACUGCCAUGAUAGUAUGGACUGCCAAUUCAAUAACAAUUCUGCUAGGAUGCAAUCCUAUAGUGGUGGAAGCCUGCCUAUACUGCCAGAGACUGGACUAUUAUUAUGCAUACUUGUUGCUUUAGGCCAGGCACGUCCAACAGGUAGAACGCAGUCUCCUGGUAGAUCACUGGGUCCCCUAAAAAAGGCCCAUUUCUGCCCUGCAUCCCCUAAAAAAAGCUCAACAACUUUGAUCAUGAUUAACUCCGUGAGUAGAUCACAGUCUCUUGGGAGUUGGCCACCCCUGCUUUAGGGAAACAUCUCUAAGUGACUUAAACAAAUAAUAGUAAAAUGCACAAAAUAACAUGAAAAAUAAUAAAAAGUCAAGUAUAAUACUGUAAGUUACUUAAACCAUUAAUAACAAAACUUUCACCACACCCCUAAAGGAAAACGGACAAUUACAAAUAAAAACAAAUGCCUGGGGAAAAAGAGAUUAGUUUGUCUAGUGCACCAAAAGAUGUCAAUGUCAGUGCCAAGUAAGCCUCUCUUGGGAAAACAUUCCUUAGAUAAGGGAGCACUACUGAAGAAGCCCGUUUUCUUGUUGCCACCUCUGGCCUGAUAGCACUGAUACGACAUGUGCUCUGGCAGAAGUCUCCCAAUAUGCCAGUGGAGCUGUUCUGCCAGUGAAGGGGGUUAUGGGUGGUAUAGGGAGAAAGCACACUUAAACCAUGUCCUACACCUUUUCAUUUUACGACUAUGCCCAUGAUUAUAAUGGAACCAAUACUCGGCAACGUAGCAACGCCUGCCAGUGCCUGGGACAGACCAAAGUUGUUGAGGUUUUUGUUUUGUUUUGUGAUAAAUUCAAAGUUUUGCCCACACACCUGCCACUUGAGGGUCAUAUUCCACAUAUCUGGUGAAAAUGGGCUUUAGUCCCAUAAUACAGAGGUAGCUAAUGCGGGUGUCCUCUUAACUCCCAGCAUGUGGAGAACUAUGUAAGACCUGUGGGAGAUUAGCAGCCAAACCUAACAAAUACAUAUUCUAGCUAGUUAGCUAGAGGGGAGGGGCUAAUUCCACAGAACUGGAUUGCUGAUAGGCCAAUGCUCAGACCAUUGAAAUACAAUUGGUAGAGAGGAGACUCUGUGAUGUCAUUUCCCCUCUUCACCUGGAGAAGAGAGAGCAAUAUAGUAUUUCCUGUUCCUCACUUCCUUUGACCAGGCUGGAUGCAGGUAUCCCUCUGCUUGCUCCAGCUUUAGUAUAACAUGUAUGAAGCUGCAAAUAUAUUUAUUCCCCCCCCCAAAAAAAAUUACUGGUUAUAGCACACAGACAUAAACACAGACAUUACAUUUAACACAACAUAAAAACUUAACAAUAAAAACACAAAAAAUAAAAUAAUUUUUUCUUCUUAUUCCCUGGUAUAUUUACAUCACUAAAAGACUUCCUCGACACCUUCCAAUCUGAAUUUCAUCAUAACACAUAUUUAGCAGUUGCCAAUUUCAUAUUUAUAGCAUCAAUAUCCUCUCUCAUAUAAGUAUUUUGUCUGGAUAGAUUUUACUGGUACUGUGAAUCAGUCCAUGAUCAUAAAUGUAGGUAAAUCUUUUUAAAAUUCUCAAGUAGUUGCCUGAUUCUUUAUUAACCGGAAUAAGAAAGGGAGGUCAGCUUAUUUCAUAGCUAGACUUGUUCAAAACAAGGUUUAGCAGCCUUAUUCUUAUGCUUUGAAUUUUGCCACCAAUGGUGGCGUUUUGAAAAACACUUCAACUCACACAGCGUGGGCACCUGGAGGGAUAAAUUGCAACCAGUAUAUCCUCUCCUAGGGACGCGGGUGGCACUGUGGUCUUAACCACUGAGCCUCUUGGGCUUGCCGAUCAGAAGGCCGGUGGUUCGAAUCCCCGUGACGGGGUGAGCUCCCGUUGCUCGGUCCCUGCUCCUGCCAACCUAGCAGCUUGAAAGCACCUCAAAGUGCAAGUAGAUAAAUAGGUACCACUCCAGCGGGAAGGUAAACAGCAUUUCCAUGUGCUGCUCUGGUUUCGCCAGAAGUGGCUUAGUCAUGCUGGCCACAUGACCUGGAAAAACUGCGGACAAACGUCGGCUCCCUUGGACAAUAAAGCGAGAUGAGCGCCGCAACUCCAGAGUCGGUCACGACUGGACCAAACGGUCAGGGGUCCCUUUACCUUUAUAUCCUCUCCUACCCAUUAAAAUUCAUCCCACAUGCCCAUUCCUUAGAGGAAACGUGGGAUAAAUAUGCAACAAAUAAACUAUAAGUAUCCCUUGGCCAGGCUGGCUGCGACUGACGGAAGUCGUGUCUGAGGGCGCCAUGUUGGACCCGCUCCUCCCCAGCCUGAACGCAGCGCGACGUCAGGCAGUCAGCAUCUAAAUUCAAGCCCCGCCCUCUUACGUGAUGCGACCGUGAGCGGCAGCAGCUACAGCCAGUAAAUUUGUGGGGUCCCUCCCACUGGCUGCGCGCCGUUGGGCGUGGAGGGGAGAGGGAGAGAGGCGGGCUUUUUCGCUUGAGCGACGCACCUUUCGACCAAUGCUGUCCCCGCUCUCCGCCUCCCGUUCGGGUUGGCUUGCGAUGGCGAGCGGGAGGAGUUGCUGAAGCGCGAGGCGAAGUUAAGAUGGCGGCGGCGGCGGCGGCGGGAAUGACCAAGGUGAGGCGUUGUUUUUUUAUGUCUCGUUUUUAUUCCCUUUCCUCCCGCUUCUUGUGGGCAAACUGCUCCACAUAGGAAGGGCGUUUCGUUGGCCAGGCCUGUGCCGUGGGGCUCUGGUGGUUUGGAGACGAGAGCCGAAGGGCAAGGAUUCCCUGCUGCUGAGGGCGGCUGCGACCGCGGGUGGGAGGUCGGGCGAAGCCCCUGGCGGGAGGUGGGCAGCUCUUCCCACAGGGGAGCUAAGCAAGUGUGUGCGCGCGCGCCUUACCAGAAUAAAUAAUAACUCUUUUAUUUCCCCAUUUCUAUUUUCUACAACGGCUGUCUCUCUCUCUCUCCCCCCCCCUGCCAUCACACUCCACUACCUGCUAUAUAUAUAUUAAUUUAACCACAAGGGAAGAAACGGGUAAUCAAGAAGUCUGGCCUAAUAACUGAAAAGAAGGAAAAGGGCCAUAAUGGGAAGGGUGGGGGGCGAGACCCCAUUACGUUGCUUUCCUCUCCCAAAACUUGGAGCAGCAUGGAUGGGGUUUGGAUAUUUUUUUUCUUCGUAAUUCGAUAAAGCUGAGGAAGGCCAAGGUUGAAAUCUUGUGCCUGGAAACUGAUAGAUUUAACAGGUCCCCUCCCCCCCCCCCCGCGUUCUUAUGGUUAUGUAUUCACACCCUCUGUGGCAGUGGUGCUGCAGAAAUUCAUAACUUGCUCCUUGCAGACGCUGGCAUGAACAGAAUUCGCAUCCACGUGUUGCCUUCAAGUCGGGGACGACUCACCCCUGUGCCAAGGCCCCAAGAGGCCUUGUCAUGUGCCUUUGCUCAUCGGCCGUGCUCCCAGCCUCGUUUGGAAGGACAUGAGUUCUGCAUAAAGCACAUUCUUGAAGACAGGAAUGCGCCUUUCAAGCAGUGCAGCUACAUUUCCACUAAGAAUGGGAAGAGAUGUCCAAGCGCAGCUCCCAAACCUGAGAAAAAGGAUGGGUAUGUGUUACGUAUGUUCAGAUUUUGUGUGGAGAGCUGGCCAGGCUUCAUCCAUGUACAGUUGAAAUCACAUAACUUAAACCUGCGCAAGUUGUGAGAUGUACCAAGUGUUCCUCCUCAAAUGAGGGUGCCUGUUGUGUUAUUGCAUGAGUCCUUGCUUUGGGCAUGCCUUUGUUAGGUGGCAUAUCCAGAUCAAUUUCUGAAGUGGCUGCUUACCUUGUAUGCAUAGCAAAAACAAACUGCCAUGGAGUGUUUAUUUUAUUAGAAAAAAUUAUAAACUGCUUAAUAAAAAUCUCCCUCUAAGUGCUUUAUGUAAAACCUUAAAAAGUACACUUAUCAAUAAUAGUAGAUCAACAAAUAUUAAAAACACAAAUAUAGGUAACUAAACGUGUCUGGGUAAAAAAAUGGUAAAGGACCCCUGCCAGUUAAGUCCAGUCACGAGCGACUCUGGGGUUGCGGUGCUCAUCUCACUUUACUGGCCGAGGGAGCCGACGUUUGUCCGCAGACAGUUUUUCUGGGUCAUGUGGCCAGCAUGACUAAGCCGCUUCUGGCGAUACCAGAGCAGUGCACGGAAAUGCCAUUUACCUUCCCACUGGAGUGGUACCUUUUUCUCUACUUGCACCUGGACGUGCUUUUGAACUGCUAGGUUGGCAGAAGUUGGGACCGUACAACAGGAGCUCACCCCGUCACGGGGAUUCGAACUGCCGACCUUCGGAUCAGCAAGCCCUAGGCUCAGUGGGUAGGCUUGCUGAAAUCAAAAAGUUUUAAACUGGCAUCAAAUAGCAUAGCAAGACUGCUUUCCUAAUGUUAAUACACAGGGAAAUCCAAAGCUACUGCACUGUUACACUGACUCCUAGUAGACUCAGAACGAACAUUACAUGGCACUUGUAGAAGUACAAGUUCCACAGAUCAAAAUUGUCAAGUAGGUCAAGUAGGCGCAUAUGGGCAUUGGAAAUCCUUCAAGUAAAGUAGUCCUAAUCAGUUAAGGGCUUUAUAUACUAAUAGUAAAGUCUUGAACUUGGCCCAGUAAAAAAAUCUGUAGCUGGUGCAGAUUUUAAUAAAAUUGUGGUAGGCUCACACUCCUGUUAGUAGUCCUGCUGCAGCAUUCUGCAUAAUUUACAGUUUUUGAGAGUCAACCGCAAAGAGAGCCCCACAUACACUGCAUAGAAGUAAUGCAGUUACAAGCUAUUCUGGUCCAGCAAUGGUUUCAGCUGUUGUACAUGAUUUGCUCAGUUUCAGAAUCUAGGCUGCCAUCAACAGGUUUUGUGUUCAUUUCUACACUAUAAACAAAAUGAAAACAUACUUACUGCUUAUUGUUUUAUUAUCAGUACUACUUUAGAAAAGGUUUGUAUUUGGGAGCCACGAAAGGUUGGUUUCUCUUUUGUCUCCCCAUCUAGGGUAUCGUUUUGUGCUGAACAUGCUCGUAGAAAUGCCCUAGCACUGCAGGCUCAGAUGAAGAAGUCCAACCCUAGUCCUGUGCGGGAGUCCCUACUCUGUCAGCUGAGCUCCUAUGCCAAGACAGAGCUGGGCUCCCAGACUUCAGAGAGUAGCCGCAGCGAGGCUAGCAGAAUACUGGGUAAGUGGAAUAGGUGGUGACGGCAUUGAUCUGGUCAUUAAAAUAGGGUGUGAAGGCUAGGGUCUGUUACAUCCUAACUUAAAAAUAUUUUUAAUUAUCAUUGAAAAGUAAAAGCCACCCAAGAGAGAAGAUGGAAGCCGUGGGUGUUAGAUUUUUCACUCAGUGUUGUUUUAUAUAAGCUGUUUUUUGUUACAUGCCCUUCCCAAUGCUGCUUUUUAUAACCUGCUGGCCAAAAUGUCAGGAUGGGCAACUUAUUGAACUGUGGAUGGGAAAAGAUUUGCAGAAUCAUAAAGUUGGUAAACUUCCAAUUUUCCUUGUCUUCUGAUUUCUGAUUUAUCAUUAUGCUCCACCUUAUAUAUGUGGUCAUGAAUGCUAAUUUUUGAUUUAACAAAAACCCAAAUCUCUUGGUUCUUUGGCGUAGGAUGAGCAGCCCAGUGUACUGGGAAAGGGGAAGAAUGUUUAUAUGGCUGGCUUGCAGCAUAGUGCCCAAUCUGGUUAUAGUAGUGUGCAGUUUGUUUCUGUGAUCAAGGCUAGGUCUCUGAAGAUUAUGUAGAACGGUUGGGCAAUGGAAACCAGAAUUAGUUGGAGGACCAUCCCUUUUCUCCCCCCACCUUCCUCCAACUUUUGGCCUUCCUUCUCUCUUCCCCGCCCUUCUAAAUGCAAGACGCAUCCACAGCAUAUGCUCCAGGGUUCCCCACAUGAAUUAGAUCCUUAAAAAUACUUUUCUCCAAAUAACAAAUGGGUUAUUUUUCAUUCAGAUGAGGACAGUUGGAGUGAUGGAGAGCAGGAACCUCUUACUGUAGAUCAGACAUGGAGAGGAGAUCCCGACAGUGAAGCAGAUAGCAUUGACAGUGACCAGGAGGACCCCCUUAAGUGAGUCAUGUGAAUGGUGAAUUGCUGUUGUAUGACACAUCAGAAUUAUGAAAUCCUGAGAACUUCAUUCCAAUAUAAGUCACCUUCAGGAAAAAUGUGGUGGCCUUUGGGUGACGUACCAUAUAAGAGAAUGAUUAGAGGACAGGUGGAUAUUUUAAUCCUUGCACUUCUGGAGCAGAUACAGUAUAGCCAUUCUAUCAAAAUGCAAUCUUUGUUGUCAGUUCUGUUUUUUGAGAAGUCCAAAAAUAGACUUUGGGAAUUCCUUUGUCCCCAGAGACUUUCAGACUUUAAUUAAAAAAUAAAUUUAGGCUGCAUUUAAAAGUUAAAACUUUCUCAAGUUUGAGAAAAUUGUAACUAAAAUAUAAAACCAGCAUCACCACAUACAUACAUUCAUUCAUAUAUGUGUGAAAGCACCCUUUUCCAUGUGCUAGCCCCCAGAAUGUACAGCAGUUGUUUGUUGUUUCCUAAAGGCGUUGGACAGGUUACAGUUAUGAAAGAAAUGUUAUCCCCUAACCUCUCUAAUUAUGAUCACAAACAGUAGCUCAAAUGAAGCCUUAGAAUGGCUCAAAAAGUGGUUUUAACUUUCGAACCAAGCCAUCCCCAUUGUAGCCGUUCCAGGUAUUUGUGUUGAGUUUGUCAAGUUAGCAUCCUCUCUUAAAAGGUUAACAAAAAUCCUGCUCUAAGUAUUCCUGUUGAAGGUCACAGGUCUACCUGAUUCAGUGCUUUGCUGUUAAAUGGCUUCCUUUUGCUACUUGACACUACUUUAGCUGGCUCUUCCUUUUUAAUGACUUGAGAAAAUGUGACUUGGAUUGCUUCCUUAUUAAAUUGGAUCCUGUUUCUGCAGACAUGCUGGUGUGUACACUGCUGAGGAAGUGGCACUGAUCAUGCGAGAAAAACUCAUCCGGCUGCAGUCUCUAUAUAUUGAUCAGUUCAAACGACUUCAACAUCUCCUGAAAGAGAAAAAACGACGGUACUUACACAGCCGCAAGGUGGAACAUGAGGCCAUAGGUAAACAGCCAUUGUCCUGUACAUCAGCAGCUCCUGUACUUGCAGCUCAGAAGCUUUGCUAAAGCUCUUCUAAAAUUCAUUAGGACAAUCUGAAAGCAGUUUACCAAGAGCUAGAAUGCUUAAUGCUUGACAAGUAUUUCUGUAGAUCUUUCAUUACUUUCUUGUUAUAUCUGCUGAAAUUGUUUUCAAAAGUCAUCUUCCAAUGAGCUAGGAAGUUUCCAAAUACUAGUUAUGAGUAUUGAGCAUCAUUUGUCCCUAAUGGUAGGAGAGUGCAUAGGAAGGAAUUCAGUGUAGUACUUAGCAGGUUGCUGUGUCAGCACAAACAUUUCUGAUUGCCUGAUGAAACGACCUGCCUCCCCUGCUCUUCCAGGGGUUCUCCCAACCCCCAGAGGCAAUUAGGGGAAGGGGGCAAAGGCCCCAUUGCACUAGUGAAAGUUCUUGCACAGGCUUCUGGCAGGGCCACAAGUGUGGGACUUGUUCCACACAUGACUUUGGAAACCUGAUGUAAGCAUCAAGGGAAAUGUGAACUCCUGCAGUUGCUAACAAAUAGUAUACAAUUCCUUGAAGUUUAAAUGGUGAAGAGUAUUUUCUCUGGUUAAAUACACCUGCAGUUGACUACCCAAUAACACCAGUUGGGUAACUUUCCCUACACAGUUUCAAAACUUGAUUUCCUCACACCUACCACUAAUCAAUUCCACAGGUUCUUUUACAAGAUUUUACAAGUUAGCUGUCUUGAAACAGUUGCUCUUUAAAGGUGGCCUAAAGCAGGUGGCCUAAAUUCCAUAAGUGAUGCGGGUGGCGCUGUGGGUUAAACCACAGAGCCUAGGACUUGCCGAUCAGAAGGUUGGCGGUUCGAAUCCCUGUGACAGGGUGAGCUCCCAUUGCUCGGUCCCUGCUCCUGCCAACCUAGCAGUUCGAAAGCACGUCAAAGUGCAAGUAGAUAAAUAGGUACCGCUCCGGCGGGAAGGUAAACAGCGUUUCUGUGCGCUGCUCUGGUUUGCCAGAAGCGACUUAGUCAUGCUGGCCACAUGACCUGGAAGCUGUAUGCCGGCUCCCUCGGCCAAUAAAGCGAGAUGAGCGCCGCAAUGCCAGAGUCGGUCACGUCUGGACCUAAUGGUCAGGGGUCCCUUUACCUUUAUCUUUAAAGCAUUCCAUGGGACAAUCUGCAAGCAGAGAAAUAUAGAAAGGGUCCUGUAGAGUAUAAUCUUGUGGCUUGGUGCUAUUCCUAGACAUUUUUUUCAAAAUUGUGUGAAAUGUUAUUGGUUUUCAUAGUAAGACAUUGAUGAUCCAAUUUUACAGGAUAAUGGGUACAGAUUUGUUUUUGUGUGCAUUUUGUAUUGAAUGUAAUAUAAUGUGGGUUUAUAAACAAGAAGGAACUGUUGAGCUCAAGUGAAAAAUAAUCUUCUCAAAAGAGGUUCACCAAACUAGCAGGUGCUUAGUCUGUUGGGAUUUACAAGAUCAGGGUAGUGCUUUGAGUCUGCCUUGAGGAUGCUUCCUUGGUGUCUUCCAGGUAGCAGCCUCCUGACAGGCCCAGAGGGACUUCUGGCUAAAGAACGUGAAAACCUGAAACGGCUGAAAUACUUGAGGCGAUAUCGGCAGCGUUAUGGUGUGGAAGCUCUUCUACACCGGCAGUUGAAGGAACGCAGAAUGCUGGUCACUGAGGGUGCUGCCCAGCAGGUACUUGAGUCAGGCUGUGCUUCUGUACCUACUAGGCACAGUAGAGCUAGAAAUUGUGGGUUUUGUGAUUUUCCUCUGAAAGUAAGGCAGGGGUAUAAAUUGGCUCUGAAAUGUUGGAAGAUUUUCAGAUAUGACACUAUUUGUUUUGAACAGGGCACAGAAUUAUUGUAUCGGCUCAGCCUCUUACAUUAUUACGAAUACAUGUGGAAAGAGAUGUUGAGGUGAUUCUCUAUUGUGUGUAUUUUGAUUUCUGAAUGGAAGAAUGUAUUCCUGUAAGAGCAGCUUUUCCACCAACAGCCUGCAAAAUUAUCUUGUGCUCUGCAGGCACACACCACCCGUUCUAGCCAGAGGUGUUUGGCCUUUGUGGAUGAUGUUCGAUGUUCCAACCAGUCUCUUCCAAUGACAAGACACUGCCUUACUCGUAUCCUUUUAACCUAUCAGUUGUCUGUAUUAGUACUUCUGGAAGUAGAAGAAGAAUUGAAUUGCUUUUGUUUUUCAUUGUUUUUUUGUUUUGGCCCUGAAUCAAGGCUGCUGGCUUGUCGUAGCCACUGGUUUCAAACAGGCGCCCAAAGAAAUGUCUUCCUAUGGUCUGUUGGCUGUUCAAUUGCUUUAGACUAGAACAGCCAAUUCAGUUGGAAGCAACAAGCAAACCUCAAACUACAAUAAGGCCACUGUCUGAAAUAAGACUGAUCCCUUCAGAAUCACAUGUGUGGAUACUUGAGUCGUUCCAAUUCCACGAUGAUCCUUAAAUCUUAUAUUCUGAAUUUAGACAUAAUUUGCUGCUGACUUUGUGUUAUAUUAUCCUAGUGGUCUACUCCUGCAUUAAUUAUUCAGCUGCUUUUGGUUUGCUAACAGCUGACUACUAGUUGUGAUAUGCAGAAGAAAAGUUAUCUACUAAAAAUUCAAGCCCCAUGAGUUUAAAAGCUGGUUUUUACUUUGAGGCUAAAGUCUAGCAGUUCCCCCUUAAUAUGGUGGUGUAUUCCUACAGUAAAUUUAAGGUGCUUUAGAUUAUUUAUGUACAGACUAUGAUACUUCACAUGGAGUUCAGAUGUGCACCUUGAUAUUUUCUUCUAAAUAGAAGAAUUUCCAAGGAAAAUGGAAAUAAACAGGGAGCUGUAACCUGCCAUUCUAUAUAUCUUAUGUACUCUUCUGCAAAUUAUUCAUUAUUUUUAAGGAAGCCUACAAAAUGGCGGGCCUGCUGACUUACUAAAAGUCUGCUUUUAACACUUCCUUUUAUUUCUUAUGUCCUGGAACGGCUGACCUUGCCUUUUCGCAAAUCUUGCUUGUCUCCUUUGACUGCGUCUUUAGAUAUUUGCCAGGAUACCAAUCAGCUUCUAUUUAAGCUGUGCCAAGGGUCAGAAGAAGCACCCUGCAGCAAGCCAGUGCCUGUAAGCCUCUCCGAAGACCCCUGCUGCCCACUCCAUCUCCAGCUACCACCUCAGAUGUAUGUUCCUGAACAGGUACUGUCUGUUCCCGAGGAGCUGGAAGCUGCUUCCAUGGAUCUGUACUUGAGCGCAGCUGAACUCCGGCCCACAGAGAGCUUGCCGCUGGAGUUCAGUGAUGUAAGUGAAUUGUAAUGCGGCACCUGCCCAUGGCACUUCAGAAGGCACAGUUACCUCUAACCUGGGUAUGAGUACUUCAGUAAUGACAUGGGUUGAAGCUACAUGUAAAUGAGUAAGGGGGGGAGAGCUCUGAUACAUCAAAAACAUGGAUUAUGUGGGAGAAGCAGGCACCAUGGGCGUGGUGAACAGGGCUGACAUUUGGGUGCAGGAAAAAGUGUGCCACUUGAAAAAGUAGGUUGCUAAUGCCAUGCCUGUCGAUAUUUCUAGAGGACUUAAAUAAAUUUGGUACGUUAAAAUAAAGCAGACCCUAUUCUCAGGUUUGCAGUCUAAAUAAUAGACUAACAACUGAAGGGGAACAGAGUGAAAACUCAAGAGGUGCAAGAUCAAGCUGAUUGAGCAAGGGAGGAGGUGAGUGUUUAUCAAACAUUUAGAGGGCUACCGAGAGACUUCUCGGCAUAAGAAGCAAGAAAGGAGGCUGUUGGGGCACGAAGAAUGUCAUUUUGGAUUAAUAGAAGACUUUCUGGAGGAACAAAGGGGGGGGGCAAAGAGAUUAGUGGGUGUGAGAAAAUGAAGAUACUUGAAAGUUCUUUAUAUAAAAAGCGAAGGGAGAGCUAAAGUAGAGAUUGGAGGGGUAAUAUGAUCAAAUGCUUCCUCCUCCAUGUUAAAUAGUGGCACUUACACCUGUGGAAAACCUAGUUUUCUUUGAUACAUUGACUUUGUAUAUGCAUAUGGUUUUUGUGGGGGGGGACACUUGGAAUGUGUGGUCUCCCAGCUGCUUGCAGAGGUGGUACAUUCCUUGGAGGUGUGCUGUUUUGGAAUAUGUAGUUUCAGCUUUGUCUAGAAAAGCAGCACAUAAAUAUUUUAAAAUAAAUAGAUUAAGAACAAAAUUAUAGGUUCCUCAGUGUGUAUUUGGAGCAAACACUUGUAUUUGUGUAGGGCAGUGAAUUGAUGGCCUGUUGUCAUGUUCCUUGCCCUGACUGAAUUUUAAGUGAAGUAAUUUUGUUGAUUCAUAUAAAGGCAUCUUGUUGGGAAAGACUAGAACACAAAAGGGUUAAUUGGACCUUUUGUAACCCUUUGAAAACAUCAGACCUUUAAAAUCCGUAUUUAAAAGCUUUUUUUUAAAAAAAAAAAAAAAAGCAGCUUUUUCUCUAUCCCAUAAGGGUUUGUGUGGGUUAUAAUCCUUGGAUUACUAGGAUGUCCUGUGUGUUUGCUAAAUCUAUGUACUUUAUAAAAAACAAAACAUUGUAGACACAGCAUGCUGACUGAAAUGUCUGUCUUCUAAAAAUAAUAGUGUAAAAUCAGCUAGCAGUUUUCAUUCUAGGGCCAGCUCUGAAAGUGGUUCUGAAAAUAGUGAGGGUGUCAAGCUUGUGCUGAACAUAAGGACAUUUGUGGAGAUGUGUGUAAUGGGGGAUAUUGAGUCCUAUCAGGCCAUACUCUUCCCAUUCAUGCAGCAUACAUCCCACUGUAGGGAGAGAGUUGGAGGUCUGCCACAUAGUUCGGCAAGGUCUAUUGGGUACAGUGAGCACUGAUCAGAUUAGUUUCUCAUAUAUAACUUGUUCUGAAGUGCAAGCACUGGGAUGGUGGCUUUAUCAUGUGGUUGCAAAUGGGGGCAUUUUCUGUGGGGAGUAGAGUGUAUUAAUGAGCUUCUGUGUGGGCCUUUAAUGUCUUUUCCAAGAGGAACGUUAGGGCUUAAUCCCGGCUGCUUUCUGGGUUACAUUGGAUUCCAGCUGCAAAGCCCUAGGCAGCUUUGUAUCAUCCCUGAUGGCAUUUAUGCCAUUAUUUUGCUGUUUCAGUUAAAAUAAAAAUCUCCCUAGAUAGAAGUGUCCAUAUAUUUGUUCUGAAAUUAUUCUGUUUUGAGGUAGAACCUUAUCAAGAGGCAGCUAGGAUCUGUCUCAUUUUAUCAAAGUGGCUGUUCUGGAAUUGUAAGUAUCUCCUUUCUCUGCCCACAAAAGUGACUGUUAAGCUAAAAAGCAGACUCUGUAUGCCUUUUAAUAAAAUAAGGAUGUCAGUCUGAUUUUCAUGUUUACUUUCAGCACAUGCUGACUUUGUUUGAUUCCUGCUUCCCUUCAGAAGAAGCUGAAAUACUGUUAGGAAUGGGUUAAGGGAGGGGGACUGGAAACACCCUGUUUAGCCACAUCUCAAAACUGUUUGGUUUUCUCUGUGACAGGACUUGGAUGUUGUUGGGGAUGGCAUGCAAUGCCCCCCUUCUCCUCUGCUCUCUGAUCCUUCUACUUCUCUUGAGAACCAGUUAAACAAAAGUGUUGCUGAAACCCCCACAAAUGUGCCACCAAGUGAAGAGUUUGCUCAACAAGGACUUUUGAACCAGGCAGCACAGCCAGGCAGAGGGUUUUUCCCCAGACAAACUGCAUUUCCUGCUUCAGAGUUGCUACAAGAGCUACCCUCACAGGUACUGAUCUGGGCUUGGAAGAACCUGCAUGGGGUUCUGGAUGGGAGUCAGUAGAUCCUUUUAAUGAGUGAAUUAAGGUUUGCUGGCGAAGGUCUUGCCUCCACUAAAGUCCCAUGAGAUUGCCUGUUCUGUAAAGAUUUCCUUGAAGUCAGCCUGAAUACGUGCGUAGGCUAGCUCCUAAGGAAAAGGCAACCCGUGCUUGUUUGUCAAGGGGAUUAGCCAUCUGCUCAUUGUAUGUGUUGGAGGAGGGAAGAGGACUGUCCCCCAGCCGUGUAACAUUGCACAGCUGGCCUGGCGCAUUAAUGCAGGGAUGGGAAGUGGGUUAGGAGCUGGCAGGUGGCUGAUGCUGUUUGUUUGAGUUUCCAGAACUGUGAUUGGGUUAUUACUAUUUCUUUAAUGUUUUCUUGCUUUUUCGGUUGCAUUCUGCUUAAAAAUAUAUUCAGAUGAGUUCGGCUUAUACCUGUUUGUUGUGCGCAUAUUUGUUCUCUCACUUCUGCUUUCUCAAGACGAGACUGUUUUCCUCCCAUGCCCUCUGAAAUGGAGACUUUUAAUUGUCUUACCAACCAGGAAUCAAAACCGAUCCAUUCUGCAGGCCUUGAAUUGAAGGCUAAUGGUUUGCAGUAGCCAUUGGUUUCAAGCAGGUGCCCAGAGGAAAUUUUCCCCAUGGUCUGUUGGCUGUUUUGAAUGUUUGAAUGGAAUAGUCAAUUCACUGGGGAGUAACAUCAAACAAUGGGAGAGAAAGCACCUUCUCUGGCCUGGGUAUGACCUGAUUCUAGAGUUGCUGUAUUGCAUCCUUUGCAUAGGAACACACUAGGUCCAGUUUCUGUAAAAAAAGCAUAGGAUACGAUUGUCAAUUUUAUCCUCUCUGUUUCUACUAGAAUAUACAGCAUCUUGUGACAACUGGGCCAGGACUGGAGGAGGGUAAAAAGGAAGAACCUGCAACCAAUGGGAAUUCAGAACCAGCCUCCAUCAGCUGA